GAAAAAUAAAAGUAAAAUACCAUGAACGUUUUGCUCGUGUCUUUUUUCCUGGUCUUCAAAAUAGAUCGAUAAUAUUAAUAUUAUUUCUGCAAUUACGGCUUCAGCUUUUACCAUGUUGAUUUAUAGUUCCUCUUUAACUUCUAGCUUAUAAAUUAAAUAUUUUAUUUUUAUUGUAUUCGUAAAUAUGUUAAAAAAAUAUUGAUUUAUUGGUUAUAUUAUUUUAACGAGUACAAACAGGCUGUGAACAUUGUGAAAUAUAGUGAAAGUGUACAUAGAAUGUCCUAAAAUGAAGUGCCACUACGAGGUAUUGUGUUUGGCGAAAGAGGCAAGUGCUUCCGAGAUAAAGAAGGCGUAUCGUCGCCUGGCAUUGCAGUGGCAUCCGGACAAAAACUUAGAUAACUUACAAGAGGCGAAAGAACAGUUUCAGCUAGUACAGAAUGCAUAUGAAGUACUUUCUGACCCCCAGGAGAGAGCUUGGUAUGACAAUCAUAGAGAACAACUGUUGCGUGGUGCAGGCUCAUCAUACAACGAUGACAGUCUUGAUGUAUUCCCAUACUUCAGUCCGUCCUGCUACAAAGGUUUUGGUGAUGACCCACAAGGAUUCUAUGCAGUCUAUUCAGAGGUGUUCUCCAAACUGUCUUCUGAAGAAGCAGAUUUUCUAGAUGAUCCUGAAGAUGUGACCAAAAUACCUAAAUUUGGUAACUCUACCACACCUUACGAAGAUGUACAUGAAUUCUAUGCAUAUUGGAUGGCAUUCUCUACUAAUAAGAGCUAUGUGUGGCUAGAUCAAUAUGAAAUCCAACAAGGCGACAAUCGAAGAGUUAUCAAGUUAAUGGAGAAAGAGAAUAAUAAAAUACGACAGAAGGCUCGUAAAGAAAGAAAUGAAGAAAUCAGGAGACUUGUAAGCUUCGUUCGUAGAAAAGAUAAGCGAGUUAUAGAACACACAAAAUUAUUACAAGAGAAAGCAGAGGAAAAUAAGCGAAAGGCAGAACAAGUAAGAAGAGAAAGGAUCUUACAAAGACAAAAAGAAAUAGAAGAAGCGAAGAAAAGAGAAGGUGAAAGCUCAUUCUUACAAAGUGAGGAUUAUCAAAAAAAAUUAAGUGAAAUUGAGUCAUUGUUGGCAGAAGAAUUUGGGCUGUCAUCAGAUGAUGACACUAUUAGUGAGGGUGGUAUGGAGAGUAGUAAUGAAGAGAGUUCCAAGACUGAAGAGGCAAGUGAAGUCUCUAGGGCAACAACAAAACCUUCCUCCAAAUCUAAACAAGCCAUUAAAAAUUUAUAUUGUUCAGCUUGCAGUAAAUUGUUUAAAAACGUCAAGUCUUUUGAAAAUCACGAGAACAGUAAGAAACACAAAGAAAAUGUUGCUAAUAUGACAUUUGAGGAUGAUAUAGAUAUAUCAGAAGAUGACGAAGAGGAAGAUGUUGAAUUAGACGAAUCUAUUAAAAAUAUAGAAGAGACAGCGGAAGAAAAACUCAAUGGGCAAACUGAGGAAGAAAGGGAGCAAGUAGGCAAUUCUACAUCAGAUCUUGAAGAUAAUGACAUUGGGGAGACUUUAAGUGAUGAUUCAGACAAAAUUCAAGCUUUACCCAAGAGCCAGAAAAAGAAGAAAAACAAAAAGAAGUCAUUUAUACCAAUGCCAGAAAGUGAAGGUAAUGAUAGUCAUGAUGAGAUGAGUUUUAAUGAAAUAGAGGGUCCAUCUCGUAGCAGGAAAGCUAAGAAAUUUAAUAUGCUUAAAAGCCAGAUACAGGCUAAAAAGGAAGCGAAUCUCAAAAAAGGAUCACAAUCACAAACAUCAACAGAAAAUUUAUAUGAAGUGUCAAGUACAACGCCUACUGAUGAUGCUUUGGGAGAAGCAGCAUUGCCAAAAGACAAACCGGCCCUGCCGAAAACGCAGAGGAAUAUAAAACCCAAAAAGCUAGUAGAAAGGAAACCAUUACGAACUAAAGCCAGUGAAACAGAAGACUCGAGCACAGCUAUGAAUCUUAGAUGUGCUGUUUGCCAAACAGAUUUCCCAUCAAAAAAUAAGUUAUUUGAACACUUGAAAAAGACAGGACACUCUGUACCGCUGCCCCAAACUAGCUUUACACAAUCUAAGAAAGGCAAGAGAGCUAAUAGAUAAACAUGUGCAAUGAACUUAGAUAGGAUGGAAGUAUUAAUUAAUCAGUGAGAAUUGUUUUAAUUUUCUUUAAAUCUCUACAAGUUGUAAAGUGACUUUGUCAAUAUAUUUAUUAAAAUUAUAAUCAUUGUCAUCAUUAAACUAUGAUUAACUAAAUAAUUUAAAUGUUUUUUAUUAUUUUACAAUUUUGUGCCCUUGCAACUUUAUCUGUGUGAGUGUUAAUGAAAAGUGGUCUAUAUCCUUCUUAUGUCAAAUGCUCUUCUUGGAUUAUUAUGAAACACUUACCUUACAAUCUCUUAGUGUGUCUAUUUGUGGCAGCUUGUACAUGUAUAGCAAGAACCAAUAAAUUCUAGGACAAGAUGUUCAGGUUAGUAAAAAAUAGUCAAUCCAGUUUAUAACUCGAUUACUACACCAUAAUAUAAGUGUUAUUUGGUAGAGAAAAAUAAAUUAAAAAUUAAUACAUUAUGAA
Molecule: messenger RNA, 2582 nt
Organism: Galleria mellonella (greater wax moth)
Lineage: Eukaryota; Metazoa; Arthropoda; Insecta; Lepidoptera; Pyralidae
Gene: DnaJ-16
Product: dnaJ homolog subfamily C member 21
Exons: 7
Coding region: 287-2116 (609 amino acids)
Cellular component (GO): cytoplasm
Molecular function (GO): zinc ion binding; nucleic acid binding
Source: RefSeq, a predicted model, not a curated record